Molecule: messenger RNA, 9720 nt
Organism: Acanthoscelides obtectus
Lineage: Eukaryota; Metazoa; Arthropoda; Insecta; Coleoptera; Chrysomelidae
Source: the annotation of a GenBank genome assembly
UGACAGUGACACCCGAGUACCUAACCUCAUCUAUUUACCACCCGUCUGGAGGCCAGUGUUUACUUUUUGAACCUCGCAGAUUUUGCUAAUUUGCAUUUGUACUUUGCACAGUGUCUGGCAAUGCAAUGAUCUUAAAAAACUACAAGCCUCCUCCUAAUCUUCAGUAUACCGUUUAAUUGUGAAGAAUCGGUAACGCAGUGUAUAGGAUGGUUACUGGUGACAAUGACCCUUUGAGUGACUUUCAGAUAACUGAAGAAUGGAUCUACAGAGGAGAAGGAAAUUGCAAUGUGGUGCUAUCACUUCCGAAAUCGAGGAAAAUACUCCGAAUUCGGAAAAUUGACAGACCUAGAACACUUAUUGGUUGGCUUAUAGUUUGGAUCAAUGAUUUUUUAUAUUGGUAUUGUGGUAAGGGUAUUAAGGAAGAGUUGAGAGAUCUGAAAUUUUAUUCAACAGUCAUGAGGCCGCUCGUUGGGAGGAGAUACACCUCAGAAGCUGAUCAGGUUUUUUUGUCUAGGAAACAAAUUAAGAUAUUCGAAGACUCAUUAGGAAAAUAUAGACCUGAAUUCAGGAAACAGAAAAUAUUGCAGUACAGUAGAGCAUCUCUCUUUGAUGACUUUGCUUUCAUACCAAAGGACGAAUAUGAAUAUUUACCCUUUGAGAUGUCUCAAAAUACAUAUGCAAUAGAAAUCAAACCAAAGCAAGGGUGGAGACCACUUAGUGAAAAACAUUUUCCUGCAUGUUUAUUUUGUAUGCACCAGUAUCUGAAGGCUGAGAAAAAGCAGAUCAGGUGUCUCAGCAAGUAUUGUCCAGAAGAUCUUUUUUCUGGGGAUGACAUUAGGAUGAAAUAUGCCAUAAAAUCAUUGAUAGAAGUCCCUCAAAAUAAUUUUAGAAUAUUCAAAAAUGGAAAAUUAGUCUAUGGUGAAGGAGUUGGUAUGGAGUUCUGUAAAAUAGUGGAACAGUUGUUUGAAACAUACAGUGAGAAUCUAGAAAGGUUACGAGACGAAUUUUGCGACUUAAUCCGGACCUGCCUUUUAACGAACCUAGCGAACAUCGACUCUUCAGAUGACUGUGAAGACAAACUGUUCUGCGAAUGGAACAAGAUCAUCCAGGAGGCGAACAGGCAGAUCUGCCUGCCAAAAGGGUCGAUUCUAGAAAAAAUACUGUCUAUACAAAUGUUGGACACGGAAGGGUGCUCGUAUUACAACAAACUGUUGAGUAGAGAGAGGUUAAAAGAAUGGGAUUACGUGGAUAUGCUGUUGAAUAAAAUCAGCGACGAUUGCGCGUGCCUGAAAUGCGUUAUUAUGAUGCUGGGAAAUACGAGUAGGGCGGGAGACGAGCUGGAUCUGAAGUUUGUACCGUAUUUGAUUUCCGCCAUCGCAAAAGACUGCUCUUUGAUGAUCACGUUGAAGAAGAUCCGGGAAAACAUAAGUGAUCUGGAAAUGAAGAAUGUGGUGCACACGAACCUAGGACAGUUCUUAGUGAACGUUGGAGUUUUCGAUUUAUACCCCAAACGUCUUUCAAGCAUCACAAAACACUGCAAAAGGAAUAAAGAGAUAUUGCAGGCGUACCAAAGAGCUACAUCCACGUAACAUUUAUAUAUUAGUCCAAAUAUUGUGAGUUAUUGAAUGUUUCAAGGAUUUUUAAUUACCUUCGCAACAUCAGUAUCAGUGUCUUAGUAUUAUUUUAGCAAGAAGGCCUAUCUACAGUAACAAAGGUAUUGUAUACUUAUGCUACCGAUGUAGAUAUUAGUUGAUCUUGAUGACAUAAAAAUUUAGAGAUAAACUAGAGUAAUUAUGGUUUUUGUUUCUGUACAGACAUCAUUUUGAAAUAAUUUACCUGGUAGGAAAUUAUUGGCAGUAUCUCUUCAUAGAUAUUCGCUAAAUGGUUUUGAGGUACUGUGACCCUCAACAAACGGAGGCUAGUGCAUUCAUGGACGGUUGAAUAACUGUAAUUUAUUAUUUACGAUACUUCAUCACGGCAAAACAACAAAUAAUAGCUGGUUAUCUAGUGGCAUUCAAAAGACACAACUCUGACUGAUCUGUGGACCAAGUAGUAUUAAAAGAGUGGGUCGCCGUAUUUCGUACUCGUUCUUACCUUCUGAAAAGGCAUUUAAGAGUGUAGCUUUAUUGCAGUUAUCUAUACAGGGUGAGUUUUAAGUGUGGAGAGAUUGGUCGGUAGCUCUGCUAUUUCGUAUAGUAUCUAAAAAAAAAAAAAAUUGUAUGAUCCUUAUUUAGAAGUUAUUUUUAUCUCUUUACGGUGACCCAAAUAUGUAUCUUUUGAAUAGAAAGCAUUACAUUUUAUCCCAGAUAUGGACACACCAUUUCCAACGAAGCAAUUUGAUACAACAUACUAUAGGGACCUAUUUUCAAAUUGUUGAGGUAUUUGGCAAUCUUUCGAAUAAAACACUGAACUUUGACAAUUCACAUCUCCGCGACUGUUAUAGUUAGAGUUCUGAAUUUUUCGUAAAAAAACUUUUGAUGCCACAUUUUGUUCUUAUCCACUUACUUUUUCAGUUUUUUGAACAGUUUAUACAGGGUGGUCAAGAACGCAGAAUGAACGACCUCUCAAAAAUUUGAUGUGCAUUUUCACAUUCCAUGAUUCCCCUUUCCACAACUAGGGUUUUGUACGACUGGUUGUUGGGUGGUAAAUCAGAUAUCAAGCCGAAUGAACAAUAUUACAAUAACUUUCAAACUAAAAAGCAGCAUUUAGUUGGUAACGGCAGAUAGUAUUUUCAAUUUAAAUUAAAUCUACCUUAUGGAAUAAAGCUUAAAAGUCAAAUGUUUUUAGUAAUUCAUACAAAUCUUCAUAAAUCUUACAUUAGAAAAACGCUUAUGAACAUAAUAAAAAAAUAAGGAAAAAAAAAAUACGCAUUUGAAAAUUUUAAGAAAUAGUUAUUUUUGGCUUCUUGACUACCUUGUGUAAGUGUCCAAAAACUGAAAAAGUAAGUACAUAGGGACAAAAUAUCGGAUCAUAAUUUUUUUUAAGGAAAAAUUCAGCACUCAAGCUACAACAGUUGCGGAGGCAAGAGGUGUCAAACAUCAGUUUUUUAUUCGUCAGAUUGUCAAAUAUUUCAACAAUUUAGAAAUAGAACCUCAAAUUGCUCCAUUUGUAAAGUUGUAUCCAAAUCUGCAAUAAAAUGUAAUGCUUUCUUUUUAAAAAAUGCACGAUGGGUCACCGCAUAGUUAUGAAUCAUCCUGUAAAAAUAACCAUUUUUUUCAAGUAAGGAGUAUAUUGUUAGCUUCAAUUUUUUAAAUAUUAUGUUCAAUAACAGAGUUAUCGACCAAGUCCACACUAAAAACUCACCCUGUAUGCGCCUCUUGAAGCUUGUUGUUAAAAUUUUUAGCCAUUGAAAGUAUUUAUCUAAAAAUAAACGUUCAUCAGUAUUUGGGAUAAAUAGUUCUUAAUAUGAUCCUUAGUUUUAUCAGACUCGUUAAUGUCAAUAGUGCUGAUUUAACUUGAAUAUGUCAUUUGUGAACAGCUGUUUGUUUGUUGAGUACUUAUUUAGCAUUAAUGAUAUAAUUUCAAUUUUGUAUUAUUACUUUGACUCAUUUUUUGAAUCAAUUUUAUGUAAUUUUACAUUAAAAUUACAUCGCUAUGCAUUUUGGGUAUUGAUAAAGUGAUUUUUUAAUUUUACCUUAACCUUUUUUAAAUUGGAACACUGUUUAAUACCAUUCUUCAAUUUAUUGAAUUCAAUUACCCCCUUUUGAAAUACAGAUGCGAUUAUUACAAUUUUACAGAUAAAAUCUAUACUGCCUCUAGUCUCGACUGUUUAAUUUUGUGAAUUUUUCUAAAUGUGGUGGCGUUAAAUGAUUUUUUAAUUUGAAUAUGAAAACGAGAAAAAUUUAUAACAUUCAACCACUGCAGUUCUAACUUAGACUUAAUCUUAGCUUUAUUUAAAAUGAUUCUCAUAGCUUUAUUCUGUAGAAUUUGUAAUUUUAAAAAUAUGUUUUCAUUUGCUGUAAUAAAAAUAGUUGAACAAUAUAUAAAAAAGGGGAAGAUUUAUGGUGAUGACGUAUCGUUAAAAAUAGACUACAUCGGUCCAAUUGUUGAAAUUUAGGUAAUUAUCAAACGUUCUGCUGACUGACAGGUGAACUAUUAAAAUAAUAUUUGAUUAUCUUGGAUCUUGUUAUGGUGUAUUUUUUGUAAUGUGAUAUCUUAUUUUCUCAUUCUAUUUAAAUCUUAUUCGCGCGAUUAAAAAUUGGAACGCGCGGGGUGCAGGCUUUAACACUUGAGUAGCGCUUCAGAGAGCAGAUUGACAAUUGAAGGGGUCAGUGGAAAAGUUGCCUAUUCCACAUAAACUAAAAAAUGAGAAAAACGUAUUCAAAGUUGAAUGUGAAUUAAAAAAUCAGUGUGAGUCGAAUAAAAAAAACUAAAAUGAUUUUUAGUAUCUAUUGCAUUGCAAAGACCGGGAUAUCUACACAAAUGUUUUGUUUAAAUAAAUGGUAUUUUACAAAAAAAAAAAAUGUUGCUUAGGCACCUUUGACCCAACAAAACAAGAUAUAAAUUAGAUUUGUCAACUUGAACGUUAUAACUAGAACAAAUUAUAAAUACGUUCAAAACAAACUUUAUUAUUUUUUUACAAAUACUAAAUAAGCAAAACAACUGUUGCAUUGGUAACUUUAGUUUAACACAUAAUUUAAAACAGUUAUUAUGAAUAAUAUAACAAAUAGUUAUUAUUAUUAAUAAAAAUAACUUAAGAGAAAUCUUUAUAAUUUGUAGAUCAUAAUAUGAAAAACUUUCAAUCCGAAGAUUCUUCAUCUUCAUCAGGAUCAGGAUUUUCUAACAGGUCAACCGCCUCAGGAUGUGUUCUAAGGCUGGUAUAGAAAUGAUGAUGAAUUGGCGGGAUAUCCUCCUGAGACCCAGACAUGUUUUUCAUAAGUUAGAGUUGUGACGUUUUUAAAUAUAACAGAAAAUACAUUAACAAACAUUCUUUACUGAGGACAUUUUUUAUUUUUUUUCUUAUUUUGAAAGAUACAUGACGUCCAUUAAAAUGGACAUUGGGUCUUAACCUAUACAAAAAUGCCUAAUGUAUAAGUUAUUUAGAUGGUUAAAAAUACAUUUAAAAUUAAAACUUAAACUUAUAAGAACAUAGAAAAUAAACGUAAACUUAAAUUUAUCUGUUAUGGAACUCUAUAAAGCAGUUUCUGUAGCCAGUUAUGCAUAAGAAUGUGUUACAUCUAUUACAAAAAAACUUCGUUUUUUUAGUACAACUGUCAUUUUUACAUCGAACCGAAUUUCUUAAAUCUGAGGCAAUUUCUGGGUAAUGUUCUUUCCGCUUUCUUUCGGUGCCUGCUGAUGGUGAAUCAACAAUGAUAUUACCCUCAGGAUUUCUUCGAGUUCCUAUACCUCGUAUAUUUUCUUGGAAAAUGUUGGAUUCAUUUUUCAAAAGGUACGUGGCAAUUUCGAUUUUAAAAUCUAGAUACUGCUGUAUUUUUCGUGUUGAGGUUUGAAAUAUCUUUUUAUCUCUUCGAUAAAAAAUCCAUGAGUUUGCCAAUGCUAAAUCAAAGAAAUGGAAAAUGACUCUCACAGUCCAUUUUUUUGAUCUGGCUUGAAUUCUGUAAUAGCUGAUCAUUCGGUCUAUCAGGUCAAUUCCUCCCAUACAAUCGUUGUAUUUAGCAACAAUGUAAGGUCUUGCAACUUGUAUGUAUUUAGAGUCUUUCUUAGACCACCGUUUACACUCAUCACUAGGUUGAAUUCCUAGACGAGUAGAUGCCAAAAGUACAGAUUUCAGGUCAUACCACUGUACAACCACUAUUUCGCCAUCUUGCCUUACAAUUUGUUCCGAGCUACCUCUACCUAUCUUGGCCAUCAUUUUGUCUGAAGUUAAAUGUGCUGCCGCUGGUACACGAGAUUUCAUAAUCGUUCCAGUACAAUAUUUCUUUUGUUGGCGAAGAUAUUCAAGAAGUGGUAUUGUCGUAAAAUAUCUAUCGCAAUACACAUGAGUUCCAGGAAAUAAUGUUCUUCCAAGCCGAACAACAGCAGAAGGUCCAACACCAAGUCGUUUUACAGAAUCAUCUGGAAACGUAUUUUUUCCUUGAUAUAGUUCAAAGUCUACGACAAGACCAUCAGGAGCAGCAACAACAAAAUUUUUCAAUCCCUCUGGAUUGGGUUUUCCCCUAACAAACUGCUUCAUUUGACAAGUUCCAGUGAAUGGUAUCAUCUGCUCAUCGACAGCAACUACUUUCUCUCUGGGUAGCUGCAAGCACCCCUGCAAUACUGCUUCUAAAAUAGGACGCACUUUCCAAAAUUUGUCAUACCUGCGUUUCUCCUCAGAGAUGCUGCCAUCAAUUACGACUUUGAGGUUACUUCUUAUAGAAAAAAACCUAUCUCGAGUCAUAACAUCCGUAAUAGCUGCAACCCUCGUGGGUUUGGCCCAGUACAUUCUGAUUCUAGGAUAUUUUAGGCAGGACAUUAAACAAAUUAUCCCAAAGAAAUGUUUAAUCUCAUUAAGUGUCAAUCUAAGGGAUACUCCUUUAAGUUCAACAUACCUUGCAUUUGUGCAAUCACAUACUUUUUGGAAUAUGUCAUCUUCUAAGUACAUGGCAAAAUACGAUUUUGCAGUCCAACCAUCGCGAAGCUGUGCGCUGCAUUCACUAGACGGACCUUCAAAAUUUGGAGGUGUAAAAGUAUCAUUCCUUCUCCAAAACUGUCGCUGCGAAGAAUUGGGAGUUUGUUUGGCCGUUCUUAACUUUUCUCUAAGGACACUAAGAGGAAUUCUGUCCUCUCCUUCCUCGUCACUGCUGCUCACCAGGUCUUCAUCAUUUAUUUCGUCCUCUCUCUGUACUAAAUUAUCCAUAUUUUCAAUUUCAUUUUCAUCAUCAGACAUUUCAACGUCAGAAUCAUCGUUUGCAAUGAGUUGUAGUAUUUGCUCCAAUUUUUCGUCAUCUUCCCCUGGCCGAAGCACUCGUUUAUUGCCAAAAAUUGCUAAAAUAAAUUUUCCGAAUAAAUCAAAAAUAUUCAUGAGAUAGACCCAAUGUCCAUUUAAAUGGACGCAAAUAAUUUAGGCUAGUACAAAAGUUAUUUAAAAUUUUUAUUAUUAUAAAGCUGUUUAAAUGUAUCUAUUAAACAUUAACGAAUAUAUAUUUCCUCCUAAAUCAGCACAUAAUGUUAAAAAAUAGGUUACAUACCAUCUAAACGAGAAUCACGUGCAGCCGUCAUCACAACAGAAAACAAACUUACUGAUUCACGGCGCAGGUGCGAGACUAAAGUCGGCCGAAUCGGACUAGGCGGCAGCACGGAAGUGUCCAACGUAGUGGAUGCGAGGUCUACGCUGCGUAAAUAUUAAAUUAACGAAACUGGAAGUAUAAAACUGCAUGUCCAUUUAAAUGGACGCUGGGUCCCAGGAGGUUAUACUGACUUAACGCCAUCAAAUGUUGCAGUUUCUCUUCGGUUAGUUCUUUUCCAUUUGGCUAUAAUACAUCUAAACUUCUAAGCUGGUAUGAGCGUCUGCCUUUUUUCCUCGGCCAUAGGUUCAGUUCAUAAAAGUCAGUGCCAUGAUAGUUGAAUUUCAUCUUUAACACCAAUGGUUUAUCUUUCUCUAACCGAAUCCAUACUGUUUUAAGCCACUGAACUUUUGUACCAUCAACAUGUUUUUUUCUAUUUGUUAUGUUUUGUUCCAAGGAUUUAGAGCUAAAAAAAUCUUUUUUCAUUCUAAUGACUGCAAAUUUCGGAUUACUUUUUUUGCUGUCCUUCACCAUAUCCACCCAAUCAUUUGGUACAAAAAUAUCAUUGUAGUAGCCUUCUCAAUCAAUGCAAAAGAGCGGUCGCAUGAAUUAAAACUAUGCCUACGUAUAAAAAACGUUUGGUCAAUAACGCUGACUUACUUCAUCAUGAACGCAUAGAUUGUAGGUCCACAUCUGUCGUUUGUAGUAGGCCUCACCAGUUUUCAAGACAGGAGUGGGUAAGGUUUAUUGCAGAUCGAAAGUUAAUACACGUUUAGUUGGAUCAUUCGCACAAUCAGAAACGUCCUGCUUUUGCAUGUCGUGUGCAGCUUGAGCCUUGCGCUGAUGAAGUUCUUUUUCCCUAAGCAAAGUGUUUCUUUCUUCUUCUGUAAUAGACUGAGAUUCUAGGUCUAUUUUGAAUUUAUCACAUCUAUGACAAGUAUCUGUUUGUGGCCGAUGAAAAUGUAAAUUGAACGGAGUGUUGAAAAUAUUCCUAAACACAAAUGAAGAAAGAGGAGUUUUUGAAUCAUUUUCACAGCUCUUCUUGUACAAAUCGUACAUUAUGCGAAUAUUGAGGCCUGGAGAUAGAUAAUCCCUAUUCCCGUUGUCCUUUCUACUGUAGUGCGAUUUGUAGGUUGUAUGAAUGUACGCAGAUAAGUUACGUCAUCGGGAUUACUUUUGUUAGCAGGCUCAUGCCUGCCCCGUUUAUCUUCAAGUGGAGUACCAUCUUCAGAUUUCCUUUUCAAUGCAUUGGUUAUUGAACCGUCACAAAUCAUAAGGGUAUCCUUAAAAUAAGUUUUACAAACUGGAACAUCAUUUUGGCCAUCAUUUAAUUUAUAAAUUCGAGUGAAUUGACGUCUUGAAUCUUCAUUUUUGCCAUAGCACCUUUUUUUAUUCAUGCCGGAAACUUGUCCCAUAAUGAAAGCAUUUUUCAAGCCCCAGGAAAGUUAAUAAAAAUUUUUAUGAAUUUGGAUUCUUCUUUCAACAGAUAUCUUCGUGUUGCAUUUUUUCAAGCAACCACAUAUUUUUUCAGCAUUUAGUAUUUUUGCAGGCACGAUUUUUUCUUUUGCUGUUGUGUAUUCUUCCCCUCUCAUUCGUUUUAGUUUUCUAAUAUUUUUAUUAUGGUUUUCUGGCUUAAAUAAUCGUUUUCUUGUUUUUAAAUUGCUUGUUUCUGUUUCAUUUCUACCAUACGGCUCAUCACUGCUCUCUGAAACAUUAACGCAGGAAUGUAGAAAAAAAACGAAUAAAUCGACACAUAAAAAGCAACAGGUUGCACAUUCUGUGUGACAUACUUGCUUAACCCACAAAAAAUUGCAAAAGGAGAAAUGCCUAACCCACAUGUGAUAUUAUUUUGAGUAUUUGCGUUUUUCACGAACUAAUAUACCAAAAAUUUAUUGAAAAUGACAAUUCUUUGGCAAAAGAUAAUUCGAAUAUUUAUCAUAAUCGUGUAGCAAAUAUGGCGGUUUUUUAAAUUUGUGGGAUAGGCAACUUUUCCACUGACCCCUUCAAUUGAAAAUGAGGGGCGGGGGUCACGACUCACGAUUCAGGUCUAGUAGAGUAAUUUUUAUCUUGAAAAAAAUUGCAGACUUGGGCGUCUAGGGGGGUGCUCGCCCCCUUCCAAAUCCGCCCUCGAUCCAAACGAAACAAGUGCUUACUCUCCAAUCAAAAUUUUAACUACUGCGUUUCUACACUGACCAUCAGUUCAUUUCCGUUGGUGACUGAAUCUGUGGUUUUAAUGUAUUCGCCAAUUUUAUAAAAACAUUUUUUAUACUUUUUUGACCUUACAUGAAUGAGAAACUACUUGUACGUAUCUUGUCAAUUUGUGUUAUUCUCGUAUUGUAUUUUAUUUACAUAAUUUUAUAAAGCUAAUUUACUAGCAAAAUUUGUUAUCAGAUAGGAAAAUAAUGCCAUAUCUUGUGUAAUAUUCUCAGUUCUAUAUAUUCGGCUUUUCUGUAGCACUCGCCAUACCGUUUUUGCAGUAUUAUGAGUCCUACAUAAACAAUUCUUAUACAUUGUAUCUUCAGCUUUAUAUCUUUUUAUGUAUGUUGUGUAUUUCUCG